Molecule: messenger RNA, 1368 nt
Organism: Abrus precatorius (Indian licorice)
Lineage: Eukaryota; Viridiplantae; Streptophyta; Magnoliopsida; Fabales; Fabaceae
Product: cinnamoyl-CoA reductase-like SNL6
Exons: 5
Coding region: 126-1193 (355 amino acids)
Biological process (GO): steroid biosynthetic process
Molecular function (GO): 3-beta-hydroxy-Delta5-steroid dehydrogenase (NAD+) activity
Source: RefSeq, a predicted model, not a curated record
CUAACUCCAUUUCUUCAACACCAACCAUAAACCCUUCUUCUUCAUCUUAUUUUUCAUAUCAUAUAUUAUACACUUUAUAUUAUAUAUCACCAUACACACUUGUUUUUGCUCUUAAUAAUAACAUAAUGGGUGUUAUGCGCACAUGGGAGAGCAAGAGGGCGGAGCUGGAGGCCUUUCGCCGGAACCUGGUGGCUGCCGCCGCUGUUCACCGGCGGAAAGGCGACGAAGGUCGAAGAAAAAACACCCCUGUUAGUUCUUAUGAUGAUGAUGAUGAUGAUGAUGUGAACAUUAUGGUGUGUGUGACAAGUGGUGUUUCCUAUUUUGGGCUUGCUUUGGUCAACCAUCUUUUGCUAUUAGGUUUCUCUGUUCGAAUCAUCGUUGACAAUCCAGAGGACAUGGAGAAGGUGAAGGGUAUAAGAAAAGGAAAAAUGGAAGUAAUAAUGGCAAAGCUAACCGAUGUUGAUGGAUUGGAGAAAGCAUUUGAGGGAUGUCGUGGCGUCUUUCAUACCUCUGCAUUUACCGAUCCUGCUGGUCUCUCUGGAUACACAAAAUCCAUGGCAGAGAUUGAAGUGAAGGUGGCUGAGAAUGUUAUGGAAGCAUGUGGAAGAACAUCUUCAAUAAAAAGAUGUGUGUUCACAUCAUCACUGUCAGCUUGUGUGUGGCAAGACAAUGCACACCCAGACCUUACCCCUGUUAUCAAUCAUGCCUCAUGGAGCACUGAAUCACUCUGCAUAGACAAGAAGCUCUGGUAUGCAUUGGGCAAGAUGAGGGCAGAGAAAGUUGCUUGGAGAAUAGCUAAUGAAAGGGGUUUGAAGCUAACUACAAUUUGUCCAGCUCUAAUUACAGGUCCUGAAUUUUGUCAUAGGAAUUCAACAGCUACUAUUGCUUAUCUCAAAGGAGCCCAAGAAAUGUAUUCUCAUGGUUUGCUAGCAACGGUGGAAGUAACAACAUUGGCUGAAGCUCAUGCACGCGUAUUCAAGGCAAUGAAUAGCAAUGCUUCCGGUAGAUACAUUUGCUUUGAUCAUGUAAUUGAUACCUAUAAUGAAGCAGAGAAGCUUGCCAAGGAUAUCGGGAUGCCUAAGGACAAGAUAUGUGGGGAUGCAUCAAACAAUUCUAUACAUAGGUUUCAAUUAUCUAACGAGAAAUUAUGCACACUCAUGUCAAGAUCACUUAGGUGUUACAGUGAAUAUUAGAUGAAAUUUCAUGUCAUAGUUAUGUUAAAAUAUUGGUUUAUUUAUGGCGUGCCUUAGCUCAGGAGACUAGAAAAGAAAGUAGAUGAGGCACAUUUUUCCUUUUGUUCAGUAAUGUUUGUAUUUAUUUAUGAUUUAAUUAUAAUAUAUAGUUUUAUUUAAUUCUAUGUCAAACUAC